GUUAAAGCGCUCGGCGGGCGGUGCGUUCCCGCAUAGGGGUAUGGCGACCUACGUGCGGCUGGGGGCCGCGGCCAAGAUGCCCCUCCUGGGGCUGGGCACGUGGAAGUCCCCCCCAGGUAAGGUGGAAGUGGCAGUGAUGGCUGCCAUCGAUGCUGGGUACCGCCACUUCGACUGUGCCUAUGUGUACCAGAAUGAGAAGGAAGUUGGGGAGGGGAUCCAGCAGAAAAUCAAGGAAGGUGUUGUGAAACGAGAUGACCUCUUCAUCGUCAGUAAGCUAUGGUGUACGUUUCAUGACAAACCUCUGGUGAAGGGAGCAUGCCAGAAGACUCUUGCUGACCUGAAACUGGAUUACCUGGAUCUCUACCUCAUGCACUGGCCUUUUGGUUUGAAGGCAGGGGAGGAGCUGUUCCCCACAGAUGACAAAGGCAUGUCAAUACCCAGCAACACAGAUAUUCUACACACAUGGGAGGCCAUGGAAGAGCUGGUGGAUGCUGGUCUGGUAAAAGCCAUUGGUAUCUCCAACUUUAACCGUGAGCAGACUGAAAGAAUCUUGAACAAACCAGGACUGAAGCACAAGCCUGCAAAUAACCAGAUUGAGUGUCAUCCAUACCUUUCCCAGGAGAAGCUUAUCAACUAUUGCAAAUCCAAAGGGAUCACUGUGACAGCAUACUGUCCCCUUGGACGCCCUGACAGGGCUAAGCCAGAGGAUUAUUCCCUUCUGGAUGACCCCAAGAUCAAAGAGAUUGCAACCAAGCACAACAAAACACCAGCACAGGUUCUCCUUCGCUUCCAGAUCCAGAGAAAUGUGAUUGCGAUUCCCAAGUCUGUCACACCACAGCGCAUUGUGGAGAACUUCAAGGUGUUUGACUUUGAAUUGACUGAAGAGGAGAUGGCAACUCUUCUCAGCUUAAACAGAAACUGGAGGAUCUGUGCAAUGAGCAUGUGCAAAAACCACAAGGAGUACCCUUUCAAUGCAGAAUACUGAAGACAGUUUUACCCUGCCCUCCUGCAGGCCUCUGGGGUCUAAUGAGCUUCUACCAUUGCCUAGAGUUGUCCACUAUGUAGCUUGCACACGGUAGCUCUCCUGCCAGCAAAGGCAUAGUAUAUGUAUUCAGUGAUUUCAUUUGGGUUUUUCUUCUUUGGUGCAAGGAAAUAAUAAAAUUGUUCUAAAGAACAAAAUAUGGGCUAUAAUAAUUCUCUACUCACUAGAUGAGUGUCUCUGCAUGGCUGAAAUAGCAAAGCAGAAAACAUGAAGAAAGAACUAGCAACUGAUUUUUUUUAUCUUCUGUCUUGCAUCAACACCACUUAAGACUGUAGGGUAAGGAUAUGUGAGCACAGAAGAAAGAUCCAUCCUGAAAGAAUGAACUACAUAAUCACUGCCUGAAGAUAAGAGACAACAAUUGACUUCACUUCUAGAGCACAGCCCAAAGCUUUCUGGGAAAGAAGAAUAAAUGGAGAAAUGUCCAGACCUACAGAUGCAUCCCAACUCAUACUGGGCCGUAUUUCAGUUGCAUUAUUUUACAGGCUGAAACUGGACAGAGAUUAGUGUUCAAUUUUAUUCUUACCCAAAAUAAAAAAUGUUUAGAAUACUGCUGGUUUGGAAGUUCUAAUAUAAUGUGAAAAAUUGACAAACCAAGCCACUUGCAUCAACAAUGUCAUUGGAAACCAUCAUCCAUAUUCAGUUUUAAAUGAUGUCACAGGAGCAUCAAGAUCUUGUCUUGAUCAAAAGCUGAAUAACUUAGUAUACUAAGCUUUGGUUGACACAGCAAUGUUGACAAGAACAGUGGAGUAUGACAAGCCUUAAUAUGGACUGUGGCUCAACAAGCCACAGGAGACCAACACCUGAAACUGCUGGAAAGCUGUACAGUGGACUGGUUUGGUUGGUAGGCUGUGCUGGCAUCUGGCCAUAAAAACCCAGAGUAACAGAGAUUGGGGGGAGAGGGGAGACUGUGUUAAAUAGGUGUCUGAUACUGCAUAGAAGCAGGGGGUGCAAGGUGGAACUGUUAAGUGUUAAUACUGAGCUGCUGCCCAGAGCCUGAUGCUGAAGCAAGUGUUGUGUUCCCUCCAGGCUAUGCUGUGCUGACUCACUGGCACUGGGACAGGUCUCUGUUAACUGUAACUGUAUGUACAAGUAAAGCUUUUCCUUCACAAAGCCUAUCACUCAUGGUGGAGGGUGCAGGUGAGCCUUGUUGGGCAGUGCUAGGAUAGCUAGGAGGUGUUGAACAGCAUGGCACUUCAGGGGUCUGUAAGUGCAAUGUGCCUUUGGCUGAUGGACACAGGGCAUCUGCAGUACAACUACUGCAUUCUGAUCUAUAACAUCCACACCAGAUCAAGCUGUAGGGUCUGACAAAAGCAUAUGAAGUUUGAGUUGUAUCUUGAGCAACUGGGUGGUCCGGAAGCUUCUGGAACCAGAUGAUUAACAACAAAACUGCUUUUGUAAAGGUUAAUAGUAUUACAACCCAAUUCUGACUGACUUAC
Messenger RNA from Gavia stellata (red-throated loon), 2478 nucleotides. Its product is annotated as aldo-keto reductase family 1 member B1. Gene Ontology annotation, molecular function: aldose reductase (NADPH) activity. Gene Ontology annotation, cellular component: cytosol. The record is from RefSeq and is a predicted model, not a curated record. The transcript is spliced from 10 exons. The coding region runs from base 41 to 985 and encodes 314 amino acids. Lineage: Eukaryota; Metazoa; Chordata; Aves; Gaviiformes; Gaviidae.